Oryzias latipes (Japanese medaka) is the source of this 2324-nucleotide messenger RNA. RefSeq names its product protein SET. Gene Ontology annotation, cellular component: nucleus. The record is from RefSeq and is a predicted model, not a curated record. Gene Ontology annotation, biological process: nucleosome assembly. NCBI's taxonomy places the organism in Eukaryota, Metazoa, Chordata, Actinopteri, Beloniformes, Adrianichthyidae.
GUCGAGGCGCUGAAGAAGGGAAACGAGCGUGCAAGGUUGCGUCGGUUUCUUUUUGUUGUGGGCUGACAGCUUCGCACUUUGCAUUAAGGGAAGACAACGUUAGUCGAACAAAAGGGCAUUUUCAACUGACUUGGUCGUAAGGUGUAACAGGAAACGAUCAACCAUGUCGGCAAAAGCCAGCAGGAAGGAGAAUUCCAAUCACGACGCUGCGGACGAGACCUCUGAAAAAGAGCAGCAGGAAGCAAUCGAACACAUUGAUGAAGUACAGAAUGAAAUUGACAGACUGAACGAACAGGCUAGCGAAGAAAUAUUAAAAGUAGAGCAGAAAUACAACAAAUUACGGCAGCCAUUUUUUCAAAAGAGAUCAGAACUCAUCGCCAAAAUCCCGAACUUCUGGGUCACGACAUUUGUCAACCAUCCACAAGUUUCCGCUCUUCUGGGGGAGGAUGAUGAGGAAGCACUCCAUUACUUGUCGAAGGUUGAGGUCACAGAGUUUGAAGACAUUAAGUCUGGAUAUAGAAUAGAUUUUUGUUUUGAUGAGAAUCCGUACUUUGAGAACAAAACCCUUUCCAAAGAGUUUAAUGUGAACGAGGGUGGAGAUCCCAUUUCCAAAUCCACUGAGAUCAAAUGGAAAACUGGAAAGGAUCUGACAAAACGUUCAGGGCAGACAUCAAACAAAGCUGGGAAAAAGAGGCAGCACGAGGAGCCGGAGAGCUUCUUCACUUGGUUUACCGACCACUCAGACGCAGGAGCUGAUGAGUUGGGAGAGGUGAUCAAGGAUGACAUCUGGCCUAACCCACUGCAGUACUAUCUGGUCCCAGACAUGGAGGACGAAGAGGGUGACGGUGAUGAUGAUGACGAUGAUGAGGAGGGUCUGGAAGAUAUUGAUGAGGGGGAAGAAGAAGGGGGUGAAGAUGAUGAUGGUGAAGGCGAUGAUGGUGAGGAUGACGGAGAUGAAGAUUGAAGAUUUAGUCUAAAACUUUCCUGUUGUCCCUCCGGGGUUAUUCUACAGGCUUGGGGAGCAAAAUGUAUUAUUUAGGGUGGGUGGGGUUUUGUAUUUAAAUAGGAGAAAGAAAAAGGAAAAAAAGAAUUUGUUGUCUCUCACCUGAAGUUUUUGUCAGGCUGUUUGUCUGUCGCCGCUGCGACAGCCUGUUUGAAAAUGUCCAGACGCAGCAGGGCUGAGAGAUGGAAAGGACGCUUCAAAAAUCUCAACUGUCAUCCUUCUCUCUUCAUUUUACAAAGACAUGCAAAACAUUAAAGGUAAAAAUGUAGCAUUCUGCACAUCAUCCUACGUAGAUCUAAUGUACCAACAAAAGCAAUUUGUAUGUACAAUAAAAAAUCAUUUCUGUUCAAGUUAAGAUAAGCCAUGGUGCAGUGAUAAAUGAAUCAUAGCAUCCUUAGCAACUUUUCUAAAUAUAUAUACAUAUAUAUGUAUAUGUCCAAUGGUGGAGAAAACCAGGAAUUAAUGGCUAUAUUUUCCUUUUGUGAUUUCUUGUACUAAUGGAACUGAUUUUAACAAAGCACCAGCUUGUUCUUUGGCUUUCCUAAAUGUUUUGUUCACAACUAUCCUUGCUCUUUUUCAACACAACUAGUUUUUUUUUUUUAAUAAAGAUUCAAUCUAGUUUUUCAGCCCCUGAAAUUGAAAUGUUUUUUGUUCCAGUGAAACCUGAAUAUUUUAGAGCGUCUGUGUAAUAUUUCAUCAUGGGAUACAGUAGUCUGCAACAUUUCUCCUGCUCCACUGGAAUUGUGUUCACAUAAACAUUAAGUGUACCUGUUGCUUUGUUACAAUAAAUGCAAACACUUUUUUAUUAUUAUUUUGGAGUCCCAUUUUAGUGUUGAUCAUUUUUAAGGAGUGUUUUUCAUGUUUAUCAUUUGUAGCUCUUAGAAUGGAGUGAUAGCUUGACAACACAAUAAAAUCUUAUUAUUUUUUUUUUUUGUCAAGUUUGGUGGAUGUUAUUAGCUCUGAUCUGUGCAUGUGUAAAGAUCUAUUGAGUAGAGUAAAGCCCGUCUGGUUUAAGUUUGUUUAAAAGUAAAAAUUGUGGCUUUUUUUUUUAAAUGUUUUUUUCUCUACCUUUGACUGAUUAUGGACUCACAAAAAGCAUUGAUGAAAGAAUGAGGAAAAUGUUUGUCACCCCACAUGCUAGGGCAUUAGGAUAUGAUGUUUAAUUCAUGUCUUUUCUAUAGCAAUCUGCUUCUAUUCUUGUUACUUCAUGACAAAGAUGACUUUAUUUGUAACCUGAAUAAUAGAUGCCUCCAAACCAGAUUACAAGCUGUUUGUUUGAAUUUUGUCAGAUGCUGUAAAUAAACUUCUACAGUGAAAUGCA